GUAGGGGACCAGGGUGGGCCUGACCAAGGGCCUUAGGAGCUUUGGCUGGGUGCUCAGAGCUGGUCUGCAGGAUGGACACGGUGUUGGGCGAAUCGGCGGGGCUUAGGUGUGAGCUGAGACCGGAUUGGGUCUUCGGCUCAGGGUCGAGACUUCGAGCUCCCCUCUCCGAGGAGCUGUGCCCCUGAGCACCAAGCGGCGCCUGGAGGAGGAGCAGGAGCCUCUGCGCAAGCAGUUUCUGUCUGAGGAGAACAUGGCCACCCAUUUCUCUCAACUCAGCCUGCACAAUGACCACCCCUACUGCAGCCCCCCUAUGGCCUUCCCCCCGGCCCUGCCCCCACUCAGGAGCUCUUGCUCUGAGCUGCUUCUCUGGCGAUACCCUGGCAGCCUCAUCCCUGAAGCCCUCCGGCUGCUGAGGCUGGGGGACACCCCCAGUCCCUCAUACCCUGCGACCCCAGCUGGGGACAUAAUGGAGCUCUGAGUGCUAGUGGACAGCGCCCCUCCCACCUUCCUUCUUCCCCACAACAGAAGAGACCAGCGACUCCCGCAAAGAGACAAGGAGCCUCCCUCUCCUCCAGACCAGGCAUCUGGGCACCAAGACCUUCCCUCAACAGAGGACACUGAGCCCAAUGAAGCUCUGGGACGAGAGGGGUGGGAGCAUGGGAAGGGAGGCAUCCCACCCCCAAGAAAAACUGAAUAAAGAUUGCUGAGCAAAGAAA
This is a messenger RNA of Cebus imitator (Panamanian white-faced capuchin), 716 nucleotides long. It is a transcript of the gene HCFC1R1, whose product is annotated as host cell factor C1 regulator 1. The transcript has 4 exons. The coding region runs from base 251 to 478 and encodes 75 amino acids. NCBI's taxonomy places the organism in Eukaryota, Metazoa, Chordata, Mammalia, Primates, Cebidae. The record is from RefSeq and is a predicted model, not a curated record.